GUACAAGGGGCGGAGCUGCGCUUGGUGCAGGAACCUGCUCGUUAAGAGCCGCCUCCCUCCGCUGCUUAGCCCUGAGCCGCGCCCGGUGCCGCCAUGGUCUCCUGGAUAAUCUCCCGCCUCGUGGUGCUGAUCUUCGGCACCCUCUACCCCGCGUACUCCUCCUACAAGGCCGUGAAGACGAAAAACGUAAAGGAAUAUGUGAAGUGGAUGAUGUACUGGAUUGUGUUUGCGUUUUUCACCACUGCAGAAACACUCACAGACAUUGUUCUUUCUUGGGCUGAGAGAUGCCCUGUUUAUGGAGUUUUCAUGGCUAUGGAUGAAAGACUAAAUGAUACUCGAAGAAGGUUUCCCUUUUAUUUCGAGCUGAAAAUCGCAUUUGUGAUUUGGCUGCUCUCCCCUUACACCAAGGGCUCCAGUGUCCUCUACAGGAAGUUUGUGCACCCAACGCUCUCCAAUAAGGAGAAGGAAAUCGAUGAAUACAUUACUCAGGCUUGUGACAAGAGCUAUGAAACCAUGAUGCGAGUUGGCAAGAGAGGGUUAAACCUUGCUGCCAAUGCAGCAGUUACUGCAGCUGCGAAGGGACAGGGAGUUUUGUCUGAGAAGCUUCGAAGUUUCAGCAUGCAGGAUCUCACUCUGAUCCGAGAUGAAGACACUGUGCAUAUGCGAAGCCAUGAUCCACAACUGCGCCCCUCUGGUGCGGGUCUUCUGGAAACUAUUGAAGACUCAGCUUCCUGUUACUCCUCAGGAGAGGAGAGCAGUGUGGCACAUCGGUCUAAUGGAACCCCACCAGAUACUAGAACAGACCCAUCAGAUGAAGAUGCAGGAGACAAACUUCCUAAACGUACCCAGAGUCUCAAAACUCCUAAAAAGGUGAUGAAAGCUGAGCUUCCAGUGAGAAGUGUAAAAGCCCGCCCUAAGAAGAAAGCUGCCGCCUCUCUUGCUUCUGGCGAGUCAUCCUAAGGCAACCUCCCCCCCCAUCUGUCUCUGUCCUGGGAUUUGCCUUUUGCUUUUAUGGAGAAACUCUCCAAAGGAAGGGAGCUGAGAUUCUUGUACAUAACAGAUACUGCUUUACAGAGCUCAUUCCAAGGCAAGGGGGAGGCUGGGAUUCAGAAUGCAGAGUAGAGGAUACAAAUCCGCAGGAAUUUUUUCCUUUUCUUCUCUCUGUUGGAGGGAAUGCUGAUCUAUCUGUACAUAGCCAGGUGCUUUGGAAUUCCCUGUAUAACUCUAGUUGAGAAUUUUUGCUGGAAAAACUGACUAGGGUUAGAGACAUCCGUUGCACAGAAGCUGGAAAAAUACUAAACACUGGAAUUCCACAGUGUGGGUGGCUCUCUAAAACAUCUUAUCUUGCUCUGGGUAUUCUCCUGCAGCUGUGUGUUGUUAAGAAGUGCCCAUCAUGAAUUUGUAUUCCUUAAGAAUGGACCAUACCUGAAAUGCCCAUAGCCUUGGAGAAAGUGAUGUAUGCUGAGUGCUUUUGAACUUAAAAACUGGCUCAUGGAAGGUACAUGCUAGAUUCCCAUUACUCAUACUGGAAUAUGAAGAGUUUGGUUUUUAUUUUUUUCCUGGAAGGUGAAGGGAGAUAACUGGAAAAACUAAUAAAGGAAAUGUGCUAUUGAAUGCACAUUAUAUGAUGGAGUAGGUAAGAGAUACUGUUGAGAAGGAAGGUUUGGCAUCUCUAAAGUUUUGGCUUUUUUGAAGUUGCUUGAAAUUUAUUUCAGGUUCUAAUGCUCACUGACUUAUGAGAGCAUCAGAAUGAGGUGAGUCCAUGCAGUUCCAUGGCAAGCAUACUCGCUUUGCCGUUUAGUGGUUGAACUCAUGUCAUUGUGUUGCUUGUUACUUCAGACAAAUCCUUUUAUUCUAGCAGAUGACUGGGGAAAAUCUGACUCAAAAUAGUCUGCGGGCAUACUUGAGAAUUUCAGAAGCCCUACCCUCUCAGCUUUAGGAGAGCCAAUCCUCAGGACAUGAUAACUGAAACAGGUGGUAUGCUAACAGUUGAGUUCCGCAGACUUCAGGAUUUCAUUUAUGGGGAAUAAAAAACAGGGACUAGGGCACAAUACUGUGAUUAGUCAGUCCUCUUGCUUUAUCCUGCUGCAGCCCUUACACAGUUUUUCUGUCUGACAUGUACCAUGUUUAUUAGUGUCCUGAGACUUGAGCAAUACUUAACACUUGGGUCAGAAAACUACAAGGAAUGUAGAAUAUGUAUUGUGGGAGUGAAAUCACAGUGCUGCAGAGAAAAUUUGCAUCAUGCCAAGCCAUGCUAAUCUCUUGGAUGUUGUUAAGGGGAGAACCCCUGUACACAUGCUGAGUCAAUGAAAAUUUAUGAGAUUUAUGAGUACAGUUCUUGUUAUCAAGAUCCAUAAUGAAGCUGCACCAUUAUAGACAUGGGUGUCUGAAUGAUUACUCGGUGGUCUUAAUUUUCACUGAAAUUAGUUAUCAAAGGAACCUGCCUCCUACAUGCAAGUUGGUGUUUGUGUGCCAUACUUUUGCUGUCAAAUUUCUGAAAUUACAUUGAAUUCUUCACAGAGCCCAGUAUUUUGCUGUUGACAAGGUAUAGAAGCACUUCUGCAACUAAUGCUCCACAAGUAUUUCUGUCCUAGAGAACAGCCUUUCAAAAGUUUAUAAAGUUGAAGAUUAAGACUGAAUUUUUUUCUUGUUUCCCAUUGUCUUGGUGACACAUUGUUUGCUGUUGAAUUGACUAGUUAUUUCAGGAAACCAAUUAAGUUGGGUUUACUAUUUUUUGUAGCUUUUAAAAAUUUAAGUCUUUAUAGUCCAUGUUAGAAACUUGCAUCUUGUCAGAAUUAUUUGUCCUAAAUUACCCACAAGGCCUUAUGCAGAAGCCAGUAGAAAACCCUUGAUUUGGUUCUGAAGUUUGGUUCUGAAUUUCACAAAAAAACCCAAUUAUUUUGUUCUUUUUUAGUUUAUUAGCAAACUUCAUAUUCGUGUCUUACUAGCACAUGCAAAUGCAUGUCCUGAAGCAGGAAUGCUUUCUUUUUCCAAAGGAAAUUCCUCUGGACAACAGAUAAAAACCUUUCAUGGUUAUAGGGAAGAUCCAGGUGUGAGAAAUUGCUGUGCUAGACUUUACUGAGCAAGAGAGAACCAUCAUUCUCUAUAUACCAAGUAUGUCUGUGACCACAUUUCUUGAUUUUUUUUUUUUUUAACUUAAAAUUUUGGAUGGCAAAUUAUUCAUGUAACUUAUUGUAAGGAACUUGGUUUGGAAGCGAAGUCUCCCCUUGUGCUGAUCUUCUCGCCCUUUCCUUGUGCAUGCACUAUGAUAGUCGACGAUUACUAAGUUUCCACAAAUGACUUUCCAGAAUCUUCUCUAGAAUACAUUUAUUUGCAAUGGCUUUUCUGCUUUGAAGCACAGGAAAAAUUUCUGAAGAUUCAGUUCUGAUAUUUGGAUUUAUCUUUGUCUUCCUGAGCUAGGUCCUGUGCUAAGUAGCUUUUACUUAGCAUUGAUGCUUGAUGUCAUUAGCCUGUGGGCAAGUUAAUAUGGGUCAGUUUUACUCUGACUUUUGUUUAUAUGGGGAAAUUGGCUUUUUGGUUGCAAGAGUGAGUCUGUAGUAGAGUCAGGGACUAUCUAGUGUGUGGUAUGAAGCUGAUGAUGUCAAGCAGCAGAACUUACCCAGAGCAAGAUCAGUGUCUUAGCAUGGGUACUGUUUUGUUCUUCUAGUACAAAUGUGACUGCUAGAUUGUGCUUUGCUUGAUCAGAGCUACUGCAGAUCUACCACCACCCAUGUGACCUCUUAGUGAGUUUCUAGAUAUAGUUCUGCAUUGGAUGGCACUGUCUUGCAUAGAAAUUCUCUUGUUAAUGAGAACGCUGAAUGUGCUGUUUUGAUAAAAUGCUUUUAUCAGCUGCAGUUCAGUGUUUUCAGCAGGAAAUGCUGGAAUGUAGUUUCUCUUCAGUAUCAUCUGUGGGCUUCAUUGUGCAAUUAAGCGGAUGGUUAAAUCUUCACUUAGCAGUAGAACCUGUUGUGUUUGGUAAAUGUUUAGAUCCUUUUCCUAGUAUGCCUGGCCACAGAGCGAAGUGCAGUAAGAGAAAAUGAUACUUGACAGUGGGAGCUGAAGAGGGUGGCAUGUAUGAGUCAAACUUCGUGUACCUAAAAGUUAUCCUAAAAUACCUGUAUCGUGAGAUACAAAGUUGAAGCCAUGACUGCCUAACAGUGUUCUGCUGUUAGAAAAGAAAAUAGUGAAACAUGGUUUCCUGUCUGAGAAACUUAAUGAUUUGUUGCAUAAAAGGGAAGAAUGUUUUCUUGUUUGGCAGUUAUCCUCCGCAGAGAGUAAGAAAUAUGAAAAUAUAGGGGAAACAACUGUCAGGUUUUAAACCUUUACGCUUUACCUAAACAUCUUUAUUACUUACUUUUUUUAAAUUGAGUUUGUGAUUCUCCGGCUUUACAUUUCUGGGACUGAUUUCUUUUAGACUAGAAUAAUUUCCUUGGUAGAUAGAGCGUAUAUAGAGAGAUGGGUGCUGGUGUUCUUAAAAUUGCAAAGCUUGUUCUGGGGAAGUUUCACCUUCCCUCAUUUUAGUGAAUUGAUUUCCAUUCUUUGUGCUUUUGCAGUGGUGGGCUUUCUUUUAUACAUCCUUCUUGGGAGUACGACUCCCUCACAAUAUACUUCCUUGGAAACCAAGAUUUCUAGAGAACCAUAACUUUCCAGAAAUGAUUAUUUAUUCUGUGCCAUCUUAAUCAGCAGGAAAUUUAGUGCCUUAGGAGAAAAGGAAGAUAUCUGUGGAGAACCCUGCUGGUUCUCUGAUCUACGCAUACAUAGCAUUGUAUUAAGGAGGCUCACAAAUUACCUGUGAAGUGUCAUUGUAUGCUUGAGAGCAGCUGUUGAAUUGAGCUAAUUUUUCCUUUCUGUCUUCCAAAGUUGCAUAUAGUGCUUAAAAGUGUGGAUUUUUCCCUAAGAGAGAAAUCUAGGGGGAAAAAAAAGAUGUAUUCUAAUGGGGGCGCACUGUAUUGUCACAUUACUGCUUGCUGGGGAGAUGCUAAAUGACAUCUCUAUGUAACAGGUCUGUACCACAGCUUUUCCUGCUUUAGCCACUAGGAAUUUGUAAUGUGCUGUCUGGCGGAACCAUCUUGUGGUGCUGCUUUGUGAGUUGUCUUGCAAAGUCAGAUAUGUGAAAAAACAGGAAAGUAUUCUGAAGUUACAUGAGCUUGUAGAACCAUAGAGGUGUCAGACUUGGAAGGGGCCUCUGGGGGUCAUCUGGUUCAGCCUUGCAAUUCAGUCAGGGCCACCCACUGCCAGUUCCUGUGUGCUAUUUCUGGUCUGGAAUCUACUGAGUUUAAUGUUUAAGAGCUGAUAAUAUGUGCAGAACUGCAUAUGCUACAUGGGAAUGUGCUUUAGUGUUACUGAGAAGAAAUGUUUCCUGGUCACUUUUCAUCUGGAAUUUGGCUCUGCUGUAAGACACUAUAAACAUAACUUGUUCUUACGUUCCUUAUAGGUAUUGUUAAAAUGCGUAAAGGCCUCAAAAAAGAUCCCAAGAGGUAUGCAGAGUAAGUUGUGAAAAUAGCUGGUUUUAACAGUAAAUGGAGACAAUAACUACAUAGCAGCUAAGAGCCCGUCUAGUGAGAUAGAUAGAAUUUGGCUUGAGCUACAUACAUUGAGAUUCUUCAAACUUUCAUCCCUUCAGAACAAUAAAGUUUGACUUUUACCUCAGCAGGCAACUGAUCUGCAGGGAGGACCAGACAAAUAUCAAGUGUCUCUCAUCACUUUGUAGGUGUGUUAUGCUGGAGAAGCACUAGCAGGAAGCUUCAGAGGAUGUGUUAGCCCAGGGAAUUCUGCCCUCUGUCCCCUGCCAAAGCCUGCAUUUUUGGGUGAACCAAAUGCUGGACUUAGCUAUGCUCAUAUACACGGUUAUUUGUAGAAUCUCAAAAUUCAGUGUCAGAUUUUCCAGUGCUCUAUUUCUAAUGAUAACAGGAAUUAAAAUAAUACGAAGUGAAAAGAAACAGUUGGCAGUUGGUGGGGUUUUUCUGCAACUUUUCAGGUAAAUUUAGGUCAUUGCUAUUUAUAUGACUAAAAUCUUUGCCUAAAGCCCCUUGCAAGCUAUUACUUUCUUUGCUUUCUUUCUGAGCUCCUAUUCUUCUGUGAAUUGGUAAUGGGUUUUUAUGUUUACUCUUACUAAGCCAGGGCUGGCUUCCAUUUUACUGACUGGGGAAACCUGUAAUACACUGUAUUAAGGCAGUAAUUUAGUCUCUUUUUUUGUUAUUUAAACCUAUGACCUAGAUUAAUACAUGUAAUUUGUACAACAAAGCCUAAGGCUGGAUUCCCAGGUGGAAGUGAGCAUCUGUUGCAAAUAGGACAGUUUGACGUACUUCCCUUUUCUUGCAGUUGAUUCUGGCUGAAAUACGCUUACUGCAGACCCUUUGGACAAGAGCAUUCUGUCAGCAUUUAAGCAGAUAAUAUUAGAAGUAGCAUUUAUGGGAAUACUGCAAAAAUAAGUGAACACUAAAGGAGCAAAAGCUCAAGUCUUCUGUAAUAUAUAACUGAGAUUACCUAAAACACAAAAAUAUUUCUGGCAGCAGUGGAAAUACAUUGCUAUACUGACUUACAAAGGUAGGGAAUUCAGUCAUGGUCUUUGUAGCAGGUUUGGGAGGAAAGUCAGUCUGGAUGCCAAGCAUACAAAGUUUUACCAGGGAACUAAGUUUUUAUCAAAAUAGUGCUUAGUAACUUACCAAGAAGAAAGAAGUAAAAAAAAUUGACUGUUAAACAGAGAGGAAUUUUCCUGAUCAUCAAACCUAGUAUUCAAUAUAAACCUUCUGUAUUUGUGCCUCUGCCUUAUUUGGGAAAGCGGUGAGUUAAUGGACUCCUUAUUUCUGGCUCCUCUGUUAGAUUAUUUCUCUAAUUAAUGUCAAAUUAGAGAUGCAGCAUUUUAAUGUCAAAGUCCCCGUUAGCACAGUGCUGAUCUAAAUGCAGUGCCACACAAGGAGGGUUGUGAAUUACUUUUUGUCCACCAGAGGGUAUAAGCAUAACAUAAAAUCACUGAACCUGAGCGAGAAGAGACGUGUCUCAUAACAAUUCAAUUAUGACAGCUGAACAGCAAUAUUUCCUAGGUGUGAGUGAAGGCCCUCCUUGGGGGUGAGGGGAAAAACAAUCUGGGGCUCUAAUGGAGAAAUGUGAAAUAAUACUGCUGUUAACCUCUGACUGAAAAGGCUAUUUAAGCUUCCUGGGCGUUCUAAUUGAGCUGCUAUCCAGUGAGGCUUGCUGAGACAAUAGUGUUACAGAAUAACUGUCCUCACUGUUGUUGUUGUUGUACAUUCAAACCAUUUUCUAGCUGCAGGAGGGAGCUCUGAAAAUGGCAAUAUUUGUGAUUUCCUGCCCCACCCCCCCCGCCACCCCCGGCCCCAGCUUUGCAAUUGCUGUGUGUUGUUUUACUUCAUACUCUGAAUUUUAAUAGUAUUUCCUGGUAAGGAUGGGUAUUUUCUUUCAGUUCGAUCUAUUCUCUGUGAAAAGAGAAGCAAUUUUAAUCUAAAAAUACAGAUGUAUCUAAUGUUAUUAUCAUAAUUUGCGACCAUGGCAACAGAGAGUUAGCAUUCUGAAGAACAGACAAAUUGGUUUUUUGGUUGUUUGGUUUUUAUGUUGUGUUGUUGGGGUUUUUAAGUCAAUGACCUAAUUAGCAGUGGAUGCAUUUCACAAAAAAACCCUGACUUUUUGUAUUUGUUAACCAUACAAGAUCAUAUGGGUCCGAGGGAUUUUGACAUUCUUACAUAGAAAAGCUGAUGAACUGCAGGCUGAAUGAGUAGAUGGGGUGCAGUGGAGGAAAAAAACUGGCUUAAUGGCCAGGCCCAAGGGGGCAGAUCAGUGCCAGAAAGUCUAAUCAGAGGCCAGCAGCUGGCAGCAUACCUCAGGGUUAGUCCUGUUAUCUUCAUUAAUGAUGGGGAAGAAUGUGCCCUCAGCAAGUGUCCUGGCAAUGAAAAACUGAGAGGAGUGGCUGAUAUGCCAGAAUGUUAUGCAGGAUGCAGCAAGAGGAACAUAGGUUAUUUUACUUUCACUCUCAAAAUACAUGGAAAUCCUAGUAGGAAUCCUUAAUGCAACAGUAUGAGAUUCUUUCCAAUGUUGAGAAAAUCUUUUAUUUGCAACAGCACAGAUGGAGAUUUGCAGGCUGAAGGAGGAGCCAGGAUAUACCAGGAGGUUUCUGCAGGAAAGAGAAAUAGAAUCUAGAGUAGUCCUGGGGGUUCUUCAAUGUCAGACUUAGGGGAAAUAAAGAAGAAGAAUAAAAUAUAUUUGAUAUGUUUCUAUUUUUCCACCAUAUGAUCAGAGUUGGGUAAACCAACACAGUGCUUUUGGGGGGUGCUAAAUUUCAAGUACAAGUUAUGGAUUGCCGUGACAUGCCCCAUCCUAAGAGUGUGUACUGUGUUCUACAAAACAUUUAGUAAUGAUUUAAAGAGUUACAAGAAAUUAACUUAUUAUUGAGGGAGGUGGGGAUGGGUUUUGUGGCUAAGCCUUGUAUUUAGUGUGUUUAUUUCUGCCAGUGUAGAGCUAACAUAAAGGCUCUCUACUGUCAACAGUCAAUGUCAGUUUUAUAGGAAGUAUGUGAAUAGAAGUUUGGCCAAAGCCAAACCACAGAUUUUUUCCAAGCUUUUCCUUUUUUCUAGGCUCUGUUGGGGAAUCUAGCAACUGAAAGGAAAUUAUAUCAUUGCUGCUAUGGCUUGCUUGUUUGGGGCAAUGAAUAUACUGAAUUAAACAGAAGUAAGCAGCAUUUAAUAGCUUAAUUUUUGUAAAAGCCAGCUGUCAUGACCAUUCUGUAUUUACCACAAGAAAACAGUAAUUGGUGCAUGGAGCCAUUCUAGUGUGGAAAGGCUAUUACUUCCAAAAAGGGAAAGCAGAGAAACGGCCAACCCAAACUGAAUUGGUACAGCUAGUGCAGUCUCCUGUCUCUGAUACUGCGCAGUCUGUUUGAUGACCAGAGGUUAUUUUGGAAUGAAACAUGCAUUGGAAAUGCCUCAUCAUGACACUGUCACCUUUUUACCCAUGUGCUGAAGCACAAUGGUGUUAAAUGACUACGUUUUCCUGAGAGGGGCAGUUGUUUGAAUUCUGUCACUAAUUUUUUGUAGUCAUUAAGUUAGGUCACUUGCUUCAGUAUAAUGACUUAAAUAUACAAAACCUAAGUCUCGUGUUGUGCUUGCUUUAAUAUCCAUACUCUUCUUAGGUAUCUUUUAACAUUCUCUUUUUUGAAGAACCUCUUUUAAAGGGCCCAUUGCUUAUCUUCCGUUUCUAUCCGAAGUGUAAUACAAAAGGUUCUAUCAAUGCAGAUGUGCUCUCAUUCCACAGGGUGGCAACUCAUCCUUAUUUCUCUUCUCAAUUAUUUUGACAUUUCCACUAGAAGUGGCUUUCCUGGCUGAGUUUCCUUCUGAGGCAUCAGGGUCAUAAACAUGGAAAGACAGCCCCUCUGUUGGGGUUAAAGAGUAUUUGGAAAAGCUCAUUAUACUGUGUCUAUUCAGGCUGUAUCAACUUGCUGAAGAUUGCUGAUGAGCCCAAAAAGGCAUCAUCUAAGGACUAAAUUUUGAACACUUCUUGCUACUGCCUCAUGUGGGUCUUUCUGGUAAGUGGUGCUCCCAGUCACAACUGAUCACAAGUGUAUGAUGGCACCUCUAAAGAAAAAGUUGCUGUGAUAUGGUUUAAUUAUUGAUGUGGGUGGGGGAGAAAGGUUCUGGAGGUUAUUUAUUCACUUUUUGUUUCCAGAUUAUUUUGACAGAUAAAUGUCUUGGAUACUUUGAAUUUAAAUCUACAUGUGUCAUUUGAACAGGCUUAUAGAUUUAUGAGUUGAAGGUAUGGCUUUUUGUUCUUUGCUGGUGAGUUUACAUGCCUUUCUCCCACCUCAUGCCCCAGUUUCUUGCUACUGAUGCCUGUGGAUAUUAUUUUUCAAAAUGCUGUUUUGUUAUCUUCACAAAUUGUGCUCCUAAAUCAUUUUAGUUUAUCUUCAUGUCUUAUGUGUUUAAUCUUCUGCCUUUCCCCCUCUCCACUGUUGACUGAAUAAAGAUAGGAAAAUUAA
This is a messenger RNA of Hirundo rustica (Barn swallow), 9982 nucleotides long. RefSeq names its product receptor accessory protein 2 (gene REEP2). Gene Ontology annotation, molecular function: microtubule binding; taste receptor binding. Gene Ontology annotation, biological process: endoplasmic reticulum tubular network organization. Gene Ontology annotation, cellular component: endoplasmic reticulum membrane; cytoplasmic microtubule; endoplasmic reticulum tubular network. Bases 94 to 960 code for a protein of 288 amino acids. The record is from RefSeq and is a predicted model, not a curated record. Lineage: Eukaryota; Metazoa; Chordata; Aves; Passeriformes; Hirundinidae. The transcript is spliced from 9 exons.